Tripterygium wilfordii is the source of this 1873-nucleotide messenger RNA. Its product is annotated as pentatricopeptide repeat-containing protein At1g60770-like. The transcript is spliced from 2 exons. The coding region runs from base 116 to 1588 and encodes 490 amino acids. The record is from RefSeq and is a predicted model, not a curated record. Lineage: Eukaryota; Viridiplantae; Streptophyta; Magnoliopsida; Celastrales; Celastraceae. Gene Ontology annotation, cellular component: mitochondrion. Gene Ontology annotation, molecular function: protein binding.
AGCGCUCCCUGCUUGCGACCUGUCUCUGUAAAAUGAACAUUAGGGUUUUUCGCUACUGAAUUUGAUUUUUCAAAACCCAAACUAUCUAACCUCGAAGGUUGAAAGAGCAUCGACAAUGGCAUUUCAACAGCUUGGGCGAACCAAGAGUGUAACCAAGAGGUCCAAGAAGUAUCUAGAUGAGGCGCUUUAUGUGAGGCUCUUCAAGGAUGGCAGCUCAGAGUUGAGCGUUCGGCAACAGUUGAAUCAGUUCAUCAAGGGCAACAAGCGCGUCUACAAAUGGGAAGUUGGAGACACUAUCAAGAAGCUUCGCGAUCGCGAGCUAUACUACCCUGCUUUCAAGCUUUCUGACUUUAUGUCUAAAAUGAGGGGCGUGAAUAAGACAGUCAGUGAUCAAGCUAUCCAUCUUGAUUUAGUUGCCAAAGCUCAAGGCAUUGACGCUGCUGAAAGUUACUUCAUUGAUCUUCCUGAAACAUCAAAGAACCAUCUCACUUAUGGUGCCCUUUUCAACUGCUAUUGCAAGGAGUUAAUGACUGAAAAGGCAGAAGCUCUCAUGGAAAAAAUGAAGGAACUCAAUCUUGGUUUAACUUCCAUGCCUUAUAACAGCCUUAUGACCCUUUAUACAAAAAUUAAUCAGCCGGAGAAGAUUCCUGCCAUCAUACAAGAAAUGAGGGCUGAAAAUGUCAUGCCGGAUGCUUAUACAUACAAUGUGUGGAUGAGGGCUCUUGCAGCUGGUAAUGAUAUUUCUGGGGUUGAAAGGGUCAUGGAGGAGAUGAAACGCGAUGGCCGUGUUGCUGCAGAUUGGACCACAUAUAGCAAUCUGGCGUCAAUUUACGUUGAUGCUAGCUUAUUUGAAAAGGCAGAAAGUGCACUUAAGGAAUUGGAGAAGAAAAAUGCCCAUCGAGAUGUUUCUGCAUAUCAAUUCCUGAUAACAUUGUAUGGCCGUACUGGGAACUUGCUCGAAGUUUAUCGCAUAUGGCGUUCUUUGAGGCUGGCUUUUCGUAAAACUUCAAAUAUAAGCUAUCUAAAUAUGAUACAGGUGUUGGUUAACUUGAAAGAUUUACCAGGUGCUGAAAAAUGCUUUAGGGAAUGGGAAUCUGGAUGUUCGACAAAUGAUAUUCGGAUUGCAAAUGUUCUAAUUGGAGCUUAUGCCCAAAAGGGUUUCCUAGAAAAGGCUGAAGAGCUAAAGGAUAGGGCACGACGGAGAGGAGCAAAGGCAAAUGCUAAAACCUGGGAGAUCUUUUCAGAUUAUCAUUGGAAAGAUGGGAAUUUCAAAUUGGCAGUUGAUUGUAUUGCGAAUGCAAUAUCCUUAGGCAGAGGGGAUGGUGGGAAAUGGGUCCCAUCACUUGGGGUUAUUAAGACUAUGAUGGCACAUUUUGAGCAAGAAAAGGACGUUGAUGGGGCAGAAGGUUUCCUGGAGAUAUUGAAGAAGGCUGUUGAAAAUUUGGAUGCAGAGGUGUUUGAAUCAUUAAUAAGAACUUAUUCUGCUGCAGGAAGGACAAGCCCUGUGAUGCGUCGCCGAUUGAAGAUGGAGAAAGUGGAGGUCAAUGAGGCAAGUAAAAAGUUGCUUGAGGAAAUAAGUGUGGAGUGAGUUAGUUUACUUCUCCUUUCCUUUCUCAGAAUUUCUCUUCCUUUAUCAGGGUUUUGUUUUUAUGGUUUUAAAGUUCUAGUUAUUUCAUUAAUAAAAUUCUCUCUUUGUUUGCCAUAGUAGAUGAACACAUAUGAUGGGAAGAAUAUUGUUCUGACUCAACUGAAAUCAUGUCUGUUUUUUAUUUUGGUUCUGUUGUGCUAAGAGCUCUUAGCUCCGCGAUAGAAGGCAUGAGAGCUCUACUAUGCAUUGGCUGCUUGGCUGCCUAUAAGCCGAUUGCUUGAAAAA